This is a messenger RNA of Trichoderma harzianum CBS 226.95, 1476 nucleotides long. RefSeq lists its product as hypothetical. The transcript has 2 exons. The record is from RefSeq and is a predicted model, not a curated record. Lineage: Eukaryota; Fungi; Ascomycota; Sordariomycetes; Hypocreales; Hypocreaceae. The annotation marks the transcript as partial.
AUGACAAUGGAUGCAAAAUAUAUCGAAGGCGUCGUUCGGGUGCCGCUGUCGCAGUUUGUUUCUGAAGAUGACCGCCGUGCAGCCAGUGGCAUUCUUAUCUCCGGGUUUGAAGGCGUACUCCAGAACCUAAAGCACCAACUGACCGGGUACAUCGACCAGAGAAUCCAAGCUAGAUUGCUAAAUAUUCUCAAAUUAAAUGCCGCCGAAUUCAGAAGAAUCUCUAAUUCAGAGGCCAUCUGCAGCAUUGCGAGUCGAGAUAUCUGCUGCGUGGUGAAUGGUGGUGUUUUGCAAGCUGCAAAAGAAUUGCAUGGAACGGAUGAAUCGUUUGAGUGCACAGUGCACAUGUGCUGCCUUCCGCCGCCGCAAUCUAAAAAAAUAUCUGACGGGGACAUUUUCCAAAAUGUUCGUUACUUUGCAACACAACGGCGUUAUGAUAUUGCGCAACAAUGGAUAAAUAUACUAUCUGCACCUAAAAGACGGCAUUUAACGUUUAUUUUUGAUCGCCCAGUUAUUAUGGACUCACUAGAUCGACUACUGUGUUAUCCAGGACUGUGGGCUGGCCUUCAAUUAGGAAAUUGGGCAAAGCAUCUCGCCGCACAUGUGGACAAAUGCAUUGUGAACUACCUAGAAUAUAUUAAUUCCUCGUAUGAGCGAAUAUUCAGUGGACAUGAAGAGUCGAAACAUCUACUAGACGAAUCAACUGUUUAUCAGCUUCAGAAUUUGACUCCGGCAUGGUGCAAUAACGAUCGGCUUUAUAUCCAGGAGGCAUUUCGAAAGAAAAUUAUAUUUAAAUCUAUCGAGUCUGAAGAGAUAUUAACAAGGCUGGAGCAGAACCUCCUUUCCUUCCCAGGAAUCAUUCCGAGCAUACAAACAUUUCAUCAGAAUAUGAAGUAUCUUACGAUUGGUGUUAAAAUUUUGGAGAAGUAUGUUGAGGUAAAACCGCCAGCGGGAAAAAAAAGCGACAUAACAAGGACAAAGCCAGAUUUGUUCGAUAAUUUGAGUCGAGAUUGGUUUGUUGAUAAGGCUGCGAAAAGUUUGCAAACUGAUCAUGAAAAGUUCAUCGCCCCGGCUGUGGUAAACGCACACGGGUCUGUCGCACAGUUACUUGUAGCGGCACUUCGUUAUUUUCCGCUGCUCUCUUCGGAGGGACCGCUUCAAGAUUUUCGCGGUGAAUGUGAAGCCCCGCUCGUCUCUAGCGACUAUAUCAAGUUGCUUUGCCAAACAGCGUCACAGUUGGGCUUUGAUAAUGAGAAAAUCAGAAAACACGCCGGAGACGUUCAGAUCGAUUAUCGCCAAUACGAAAAGCCUUUUGCCAGAAUGAGAUGGCGCUCCGGCAAGCCGCCCUUCUAUUCAUUUACGUUACUUUAUAACCAGUCUUUUAUGCUGCGUCUGUUCGGGAAGCCGUUUGGGCCAUCUACUGUUCCAAGUCCCUUGUGCAUUCAGAGCAACAUUUUACGCUCCUUUUUCGGUUUCUAU